AUGCCUCGCAGCGGUAAAUCUUCUUCGUCCGGCUCUCAGCCGAGCAAGAAAUCGGAGAGCACACAUUCUGAAACUCUUCGCAAGGCGGUUUUGACAGGCGACAAUCGUGUUCCCUACUCCGAGCGUAUCCGAGCUUUGCGCCAGCCACACGCGGAGGCGUCCUCGAGCGAGUCUAGGUCAGACGGUAAUGCUGGGUUAGUACCGCCAUCAUUGGACCCGAGAGAACCGCGGCCCAAAUCCCCCGUCUCUCCCUCCGUGCUUUCCAUGCUAGUUAACUCCGGCAAUACCGCAGACAUUGAAAAAGACCUUCACGACCUACAGCUGGCCUUAGACGGAUUUACGUAUAAUACGGAAAACGACGACUACCUGUUCGAUCGCCUAGCGCAUCACGAGGAGGAGGCUGCGGUCAACAAGCGGUAUUCCGAUUCAGCUAACGAGCGGCAGCGUAAGCGCUCUAGUAUACCAGCAGUCCCUUCGUCCCGAAGGGUUGCCGUGAUCUUCACCCCUGGAGCGGGCGAAGAGCAAUCCAACCCCUUCGACUACGUGUUUGAUAACCUAAGAGAGACAUCCCAGAAGAGUUCGGAUAAGAGCUCUAAAAAGAGUGACGGCGAUCGUAAGCCCAGAAAAGAUCGCCGGAAGCGGAUAUAA
Molecule: messenger RNA, 648 nt
Organism: Daldinia caldariorum
Lineage: Eukaryota; Fungi; Ascomycota; Sordariomycetes; Xylariales; Hypoxylaceae
Exons: 1
Coding region: 1-648 (215 amino acids)
Source: RefSeq, a predicted model, not a curated record